AGUGGCCUGAUGCCUUGGUCUGUGAAACUUUGUUCUAGCAAUGGAAAGGUUUUGGAAUGUGAACAUUGCUUCCUUUUGGGGCAGCUGAGCUCAAUUGCCUUUCCCCGACAUGAGGAAGAGUACCUCCAGCUGACAGUAAACUGUCACCCGUGCCUUUUAAUCUUUGGUCAGAACUGUAAUGCCAAAUGCCAGUUACUCAACGUGCUCCUGGGAGACAGACUGCUGCCUACCACCAAAGUUACCAGUGAGGAGAGCUGUAAAAGGCGUCGAAUUCGCUUCACACAUGGAAGACAAACGCGGAUCAGUUUAGCUCUGCCUGGACAGUAUGAAUUGGUUCAUAACUUGGCAGCUCAUCAAGGUAGAUGGGAAACAAUACCAGAGGAGGACUUAGAAAUCCAUGGGGAUAAUGAGGAUCUGGCACACCAGAUUGCGGAGCUCGAGGUUACACUGAAUCACACGCUAUUACAGGAAGUGGACAUUGUGGUAGCUCCAUGUCGGGGAUUCCAGACAGCAGAAGUCACUUUGGGAGAAUAUAUGAACAAUGCCCUUCCAGUCAUCACUUUUGCCAUCUGUGAAGCAGAACUCUCAGCACUGGAUGUGAAUGAACUGCAAGAGAUUAAAGAGAAAUUCUCUCUGCCUAUCUUCUUUUUCAAAGUGCCGGAUUUGGGGCCCGAACUAAUAUCCCCUCAAAAUGCAGAGAAUGAAAAGUCAUCCCUUUAUCGGCAGCUGCUGGAUUUAGACUAUCUUAGUACCAACCAUUGCAGCUGUGGAGCUCCCAGUUCUGAUGCCAAAGCCCAGAGCAUGCUGGUGGAACAAUCAGACAAGAUCCGCCUGCUUAGCACUUUCUCCAAACAGGUGCUGCAACAGCGCUUGGUGGAUGCAGCCACCAUCUUGAACAUAGUACACUGCCGUUGCCUGGACAUCUUCAUCAACCAAGCCUUUGACAUGCAGCGAGACCUACAGAUCACUCCAAAGCGUUUAGAGUAUACACGGAAAAAAGAAAAUGAGCUGUAUGAGUCUCUGAUGAACAUAGCCAACCGCAAACAAGAAGAAAUGAAGGAGAUGAUCAUUGAGACUCUCAAUAACAUGAAAGAAGAGCUGCUGGAAGAUGCUGCUAAUAUGGAAUUCAAAGAUAUUAUAAUUCCUGAGAAUGGAGAGCCUAUUAGUUCCAGAGACAUUAAAUGUUGCAUUAAGCAAAUCCAGGAACUGAUAAUUUCCCGGUUAAACCAAGCAGUUGCCAACAAGUUGAUAAGUUCUGUGGACUAUCUGCGUGAGAGCUUUGUUGGGACUCUGGAAAGAUGUCUGAAGAGUCUAGAGAAAUCUCAGCAAGAUGUUUCAGUGCAUAUUACAAGCAACUAUUUGAAACAGAUACUGAAUGCAGCCUACAAUGUUGAAGUAACUUUUCACUCUGGUUCAACAGUAUCCAGAAUGCUGUGGGAACAGAUCAAGCAGAUUAUACAACGGAUUACUUGGGUAAGCCCACCAGCUAUCACUACAGAAUGGAAAAGGAAAGUAGCUCAGGAUGCCAUUGAGAGUCUUAGUGCAUCCAGGCUGGCCAAGAGCAUCUGUAGCCAGUUCCGGACAAGAUUAAACAGUUCUCAUGAAGCUUUUGCAGCCUCCUUGCGACAGCUAGAGGCCGGCCACUCAGGCAGGCUGGAGAAGACAGAAGAUCUUUGGCUGAAGGUCCGAAAGGACCAUGCCCCUCGGCUUGCCCGCCUCUCAUUGGAAAGCAGGUCCCUGCAGGAUGUUUUGUUACAUGGUAAACCAAAGCUAGGCCGUGAGCUGGGCCGAGGACAAUACGGAGUAGUGUACUUGUGUAAUGCCUGGGGGGGUCACUUCCCAUGUGCGCUCAAAUCUGUUGUUCCACCAGAUGAGAAGCACUGGAAUGACCUUGCACUUGAGUUUCACUAUAUGAGGUCUUUGCCAAAGCAUGAGCGGCUGGUAGACCUUCAUGGAUCCGUGAUAGAUUAUGGGUAUGGGGGAGGUUCCAGCAUUGCUGUUCUAUUGAUAAUGGAACAAUUGCACAGAGACCUCUAUACAGGAUUAAAGGCUGGGUUGACACUGGAGACACGAUUGCAAAUUGCCUUGGAUGUAGUUGAAGGGAUUCGAUUUCUCCAUAGCCAGGGGCUUGUUCACAGAGACAUCAAACUUAAAAACGUAUUGCUUGAUAAAAACAAUAGAGCUAAAAUCACGGACCUGGGAUUCUGCAAACCUGAAGCAAUGAUGUCUGGCAGUAUUGUUGGGACCCCUAUCCAUAUGGCUCCUGAACUCUUCACAGGGAAAUAUGAUAACUCUGUGGAUGUGUAUGCAUUUGGCAUCUUGUUCUGGUACAUCUGUUCUGGACAUGUGAAGUUACCAGAGGCCUUUGAGAGAUGUGCAAGCAAGGACCACCUUUGGAACAACGUACGAAGAGGAGUACGCCCUGAACGCCUUUCCAUUUUUGAUGAGGAAUGUUGGCAGCUGAUGGAAGCCUGUUGGGAUGGGGACCCUUCCCAGCGCCCACUCCUGGGCAUAGUCCAGCCCAUGUUGCAGAGCAUAAUGGACAGGCUUUGCAGGUUGAACUCUGAGCAGUUAAACAAAGGAUUGGAUGAUUCUACUUGAUAAAGAAGCUUUGUAGGAACAGUUCCAUUAUGUGAGAACUCUGGUCCCCAUCUUGCUACUGGCAACUCAAGAUAUAGCUCUUUGGAAGAGAUUAGCCAAGAAUUGUGCUCUUAGGUGAGCGAAUAUCAAAAUUCCACCUCGUACAGCAGGCAGGGACAUUCACUCCCAACAUACACUACUAAUGCAAGUUGCCAGUGCUUCCUUCCUUUAUUAAAAAGCAAAUAAAAGGAUGGGGAAUUCAGACCUCUUAGUCUGGAAGGGAUUUUGCUUAUCCCCUUCCGGCUGCAGUAAUGAAAAAGCACUGUAUGUUUCAGAAGUCUGGCAGCCAGCACAUUUGCAUCUCCAGCUACAGUCUGCUAGUGGUCGUAUAUAUACCGGCCUCCCUGAAUGUCUUUCACAUGAAUGUGUAUGAUUGGAAGAAAUAAGGUUGUAUCCUUUCAUAGGCAGGGUAAUUCUGUGAACCUUAGCAGGAUGGACUCUGAGGGGUAUGAGCUAAUGUUGACUUCUGAUGGUAUGUUUACAUGGAUGGAUCAAAGCAUCCAAACUCUUUAAGGGGAAGGCUCCACUGCAAUGGAAUACCCAAAGGUAUAAGCUAUCUGUCAUAUGAACCAAACUCUUUUUGGUAAAUGCUUAAUAGCAAGUCUUCAAACAUCUGAGUGAAGAUGGCCUUUUUUAUUAAUUACAAUCUUGCAGCAAGAUGGGUACUCCACCAAAAGACUUUACACAUACAGAAAUAGAAACACAAGUUGUUAGUAGCUACUGUUGGUACCCAAUGGAAAUGAGUAGAUCCUGUUUUUAACUACAGCAGUUUUCUUUUUUGUUUUGUACUAAGUAUAAAGGCAAUGACUGUUUUAAACUCUAAUAUUGACAGGCCAUUUUAAAAGAUUUCUUCAGCUGUGUAUUUUUAAGCCAUUCCCUUGAAGAGUACCUAAGAGAAAGCUGUCAUUGUUUCAUAGAUGUGCAUGGUUGCUGUGUCUGACCAUCAUUUACUUCUUUGGGGUUUGUCAUUUGGCUGUGCUUAAUCUAGGAGUCCAUUGCAGGGAGCCCAUGGGGAAGAAAGUCCAGAGACAUAUGAAAUGAAGGACUCUUUCCCAUGUAAUCUAUACACCCUUGACACAAUAGAUUCUUUGCAUUUGCCACUGCAAGAAUUAAUUUAUUAGCACAACAGUGUUUGAGGGAGGUGUAGGCUGAAAUGGAGAAUGCACCUGGCAUAGGCAAGGAAAGGGACCGACUGUGAGUGUUUCUCCAGAUGUUUGGAGAGUGGAGUACGUAACCAUAUUCCCUCUCUUCCAUGCAAUGAGACAUGCACUGGUUCCAUCUUCAAAGGAUAAUCUACUGUGCAAAGCCAAUCAAACAUGCAACAUACAAUACUUUGCUUCUGGAGUUGCUUCUGUUAUACAAAGCAGAAAUGCAGCCUCUUGCCUGUUUACAUAAACCACUAGAGAUAAAAGUAACCCUGCAAUGUUGCUCACCAGCCUAGAUGAACCCUUUCUGUGUGUGCAAUAAAAUUGAAAUCAUGCUUUUAAAAUUAUUGCUUUUUACUUAAUGGGCAUUCAUUGUUAUGUGGUGGUCUAAACUGUAUUGGCACUUCUGUCCACAAAUUGUAGCGUUGGCAACUUGAACUGAAAUGGGCCACAAUAGCUGACAACCAUUCUCACAGAAAAGCACACAUAUUCUCAACUAGGAAGUCCUAGAAAUGUCACUUAUGUAUAUCUGGACCACCAUUCUAGUCACUUGACAGUAUUACUCAUGUCAUAUCCAUUUAUUCUGUUCUAUGGUGGCUAGUGACCUUGUUUAGAAUUAGGGUCUAGGUCAGUAUUUUUGCAAGUAUAGAAAUAGUUUAUGUAAAAUAAAAUAAAUAAAACUGUAUUUGAAAAUGGCUUGUAUAGCUCUUCCCAAGCAGCUAUGUCCUUAAUCUUUACCCUGUGCCUUUUUCAGAAAACUGAGUCAAAAGUAUGUCUCAGUUUCACUGGGGUUGUGUUUCCUAUAGACACAAAACUGGCUCCAUACACCUUUCCCAAUGUACAACCAUGCAUGCACUCCUCUGCUAGGCAUAAAUUUUAAUUUUUGUUUUGAUCACUCCUGAAGCAGAUUUCACAGCCUCUAACUUGCCUCACAACAGAGAACAGAUGGGUUUUGUGCUGUUUAAAGGUCCUACUUCUUAAAAUGCAUUUGGCUUUGAUUAAAGCACAAUCCUCUUCAUAUUAGCAAUGGUAUAUGCUUUCCCCAUGUUUCAUUCUUAGGCCGUAAGGGUGGUAAUAACUUUUAAUGUAAAUACACUAAAUAUUUUCAUAGCUGUAGCUAAGGGGUCACCAUAAGUAUUGCGGUGGAGAUGAUGGCCAUCAGUGAGUGCAGAGCAACUAUCAUUGCUGUCAUUUUAUUUCAGUGACUGCAAAAGCAUUAACCAAGAGAUCUGUCCAAAAGCAUAACACUAGAUCUUCCUAAAAAGUUACUGUUGUUCCCAUGUAAAAUGUUGUACUUUAAAAUAAUAUUUUCCUCCUUUCAAAGCCUUUUUACUACAACACAAUAUCACCCAAUUUGUUUUAUACUCUGAAGGAAACUGUUUACUGAACUGUAUUAUGCAAGGUUUACAUGUUGCCACCAACUUGAUGGCUAAAGUAGGUGCUCCAAAAGAUAGGUUUCCUUAGAGCUGGAAACAUGAUAAAUUGAGCUCGUUUACAAACUAAGUAUACUGCAGUAAUUAGAGUUGGAGGUAUCAAAGCAUCCAUACUGGUGCUAAGAGCUGAUGGUUCAAAAAUGGAGCUAUUCAGAACUGAUCCAUUGCCAGGGUACUUCUUAUUUCUGCUUUGGAAACUCUGGCUACUUCGGCUCUGGACAAACACUACAUAGGAGCUGCACGAGCUAAACUUUAACUGCUAAAGCAAGGCUUGAAUGCAGUGUCAGACUGUCAUGUUGUGGGUGCUGGAAUAUUGCCCUCAGCUUGCUUGUGCAUUGCUGCCUAGUAAAGUGGUUUGUGGGAGGUUUUGUUUCGCAACUGACAAUUUUUCUUCUCCAUCUCUUUUAUUACUAGUGACUUGACUGUACAAUAUAAGCUCUUCUAGUUAAACUUAUUAAACAGCAAGCAUUUCAUUUACUUCUUUUAGCACUUCCGUUUUGUUAGUCUUUCUCUCUGCCCUGCCCUCCUCUCCCAAUGACAGUGUUUGGAGGGUCAUGAGAUGCUUGAAUGCUGGCUUUUGCAGAUGACAGACAUUAAUGGAAGGAACAUCAAUGCUGCAUCCCUAUUUAUUUAAUGUGGUUCUGGGCUGAAUGCCUUUCAUUUUAGAGAUGUACAUAAUGCUUUCUCUGUAUCCACUGGUCUCCUACCCAGUUGUCAUCCUUAUUUUAAAAAUCUUAAUACUAUGAUUUUUUUUUCUCCAGGGAGAGAAUAAGAGUCCAUCUGUGUCUGAAAUUCCCUCAGGGGCUUAGAUAGCACUGCAUUUCUUAAACUUCUUAAUACUUCCUUCAUUUUGGUUCUGUUAAACUGAUGGUCAACUGUUACACUUGGCUAUUGAGGGAGGGAGAAACAUGAGUUGUACAGUUCCAUUGUAAUGCCUAUACAUUUUGUAAUACUUAUUAUUUUUUAAAAAAUCCUGAUGUAUAUUAGUGUUAAAGGCAAAGGUAACAAACAUAACUGUAUAGGAAAAGUGCAAUAACAUGGAAAACAAGAAUAAGAAUAUUUCUCAUGUAUUCUGUAAUACUAAUGUCCAGUCCACUGCAGUCCCCUCCCCCAUUACAUGUAUUUUAAGAGACGCGACUGUGAGUCAAGACUUCAUUUAGUGCCAUAAUGAAGGUCCGUUUUAAUAGACAAUAGAACGCACAGAAGUGCUGUGCUAUAUAAUAAAGGUCGCAUUAACGUUU
Molecule: messenger RNA, 6459 nt
Organism: Elgaria multicarinata webbii
Lineage: Eukaryota; Metazoa; Chordata; Lepidosauria; Squamata; Anguidae
Gene: DSTYK
Product: dual serine/threonine and tyrosine protein kinase
Exons: 13
Coding region: 10-2601 (863 amino acids)
Biological process (GO): protein phosphorylation; cellular response to fibroblast growth factor stimulus; positive regulation of ERK1 and ERK2 cascade
Cellular component (GO): cytoplasm
Molecular function (GO): protein kinase activity; ATP binding
Source: RefSeq, a predicted model, not a curated record